AGAUAAUGUCAGACUGUAUUUGAUGAAUUACUGGACGAUGGCUACAUACACCAAAGGUUCUAGAUGGGAGAAAUUUUGAAGAAAAAACCAUCGUGUGUAUGAAGAAAUAAACGAUGGGAAACAUUUCUUCAACCUGUGAUCUAUGUUCUAGACCAGCGACACAGUCUUGCAACAACUGCAGAGUUUCCCUGUGUAGAAACUGCACCAGUAACCAUGCCAGUGGAUGUUCUAGCCGACAUCAUGAGAUUGUCCCUUUUGGACAAGACAGAGGACGGAGAGCUUACCCUCGGUGUAUUAUCCAUACCCACAGGGUAACCGAAGGACAUUGCCACAAUUGUCAAAUCCCAGUCUGUAUGGAAUGCGUCACAGGUCGUCAUAGUGGCCAUGUUAUUGAAACCUUGGAAGACGUAAUUGCCACAAGGAGAGAAAUUAUUAGAAUAGAGACAGAUGAAAUUGAGUCCAUUUUGCGAAAUGAAGCACAACAGUUAUCUGAUAUCGAUCAAGACAUUCAAAGAGCCAAGCCCAACUUUGUAGAAUUGGGUGUACAAGCAAGGGAUCUGAGACAACAAUGGCAUGGAGAAAUAGACGGAAUUUUUGACAACCUGGAAUACUUGAUCCAAACUUUCAGAAAAUAUAAACUUGAUACCUUGAAUCACUACCGAUCCAAAAUAAAAUGCAGGAAUUCUAAUAUGGCACACAUUGUACAGGUAAAUAGAGAACUCCUGGGGUCCAGCAAUGUGUCUGAAAUAUACAACUACCGACCUAGGCUGACAGAUCUCAGGGACGUCCCUCAGAGACCAGAACUGAAAGAACCCUCUCUGAAAACAACAUUUAUCCAAGGAACGGAGCGGAAAAUGGAGUUCGGAAAAUUUGUCAAUUCAUUGACAAUGACUUCGUUACUCAGUAUGCAAGAUGAGCUAUAUCUAUCAGAUUUACUAGCAGAGCCAAUAGUCAUUGCAGUCAUUUCCACUCAAAUAAAUAACAGACAUCUGUGUAGAUUAGCUUGUGUCGGGUCGGACAGAGCUUGGGUUUGCGGACAGGACAAAACCAUCACAUUAGUGGCCCUGGAAGGAUCUGUUCGAGAUACUGUCAUCAGCACAUGUAACGACUUUCCUGGAGAUAUACAACUGAACAGAGAGGGAGAACUGGUGUACAGUGACGUUGCUCAUCAGAGAGUGAACGUUGUUAGGAAUGGGAACACAGAACCGCUGAUAACUACCCAGGACGACUCGUUUCCUUAUAACCUGUGCUGUACCAUAUCGGGGGAUAUCCUGAUUGGCGUGGGUCACAGAUCUGCUAACAGCCAUCCAAAGAUAGUCCGAUAUCGGGGAGAGAGAAGGGUGAUGGAAAUUUAUAAAGAUGAACACGGAAAUCCAAUUUUCCAAGGUGCUCACAUCUCAGUAACCGAAAAUAUCAAUGGCGACAUCAUUACAACAGAUGCCAAUAGUAAAGCAGUGGUUGCUCUGGACAACACUGGAAGGGUCAAGUUCCGGUACAACCAAAGUCCGCCAGGAAGGGAGAUGCCCUUUUGUCCGGGAAAAGUCGUAACGGACUCGGUGGGUCGUAUCAUUGUAGCAGAUGACAACCAUUGUCUACACAUCCUCGAUCAGAACGGGAGGUUUCUGCGUUGUGUGGACAACUGUGGACUUGAUCGUCCCAGCGGACUCAGUUUGGACAGUGAGGGGAGGUUGUGGGUGGGGUCGUAUCAUACUGGGGAGAUCAAGGUGAUAAAGUACAAAAGCUGAAAGUUGAAGGCUGCUUUAAAUGAAAUACGAGUGGAGAUAUUCUAUGCAGAAAAAAUGUUCUUUUCCUAUUGGACAUUCAAUUAAUUACGUCAAACACAAGGUCGGGAUUCUUCACAGAUAACGUAAUGAAAUAGGCAUGAUAAAUUGCAACCAAAACCAGUGGGAAAGUAUAAAAUAGAAACCAUAACAUUCUCCCUGAGAGUAUGUACAUGUUUUUAUAAACCAUUACUUGAGGCAUGGAACUUUUCACAUUCGAACUUUUGAAACAUAAAGAAGAAAGCUACAUGUAAUUUGGAAAUCGUUUAGACCAGGCUCUUGUAGUGAUUGUAGAAAUUUAAGGUGGUAUGGGACACCUCCAUAUUGUGACAUAUUUCCGAUCGGAAUAAACAAGGGAAUCAAGUAUAAUUUUAUAAAUCUUUUCUUUCCCAAAUCUGUUACUUAAAGCCCCUUUCACAAUUGGCGCACGAGCACUUUACAACACUUUACGAUCGGGAUUUUUUGGCUUCGCGCGAGCUAUGAUACGUUGCACGAGGUCUCGCAUUCGUUGUAUGCGUUUUUGUGGUUGCGUCAAGUCUUCUAAAAAUACUGGAAAUGCACUCUAUUCAGACGCGACCGAAUGCGAUCUAAAUGUCUGCAAUGCAACGCAUGAGCAUUACUACGAACUUUUUACAACGUUUUGUGUACUGUCUCGCAAGAGCGAUGCACGACUUUUAAUGAUCGUAAGAUAAAUUGCAGCUGUUUAUGCGUUUGUUGUUCGACCACGAGACUGUUGCUCAACGUGUCUCGUGUAAUCUUGCAAUGUUUUACGAUCAUUGCAAGAUUCAUCACUUUCAGUUACUAGUAUAUACUGAAUACA
Molecule: messenger RNA, 2601 nt
Organism: Magallana angulata
Lineage: Eukaryota; Metazoa; Mollusca; Bivalvia; Ostreida; Ostreidae
Product: tripartite motif-containing protein 2-like
Exons: 2
Coding region: 114-1745 (543 amino acids)
Molecular function (GO): zinc ion binding
Source: RefSeq, a predicted model, not a curated record